This is a messenger RNA of Sciurus carolinensis (gray squirrel), 4398 nucleotides long. RefSeq names its product zinc finger protein 408 (gene Znf408). The record is from RefSeq and is a predicted model, not a curated record. Gene Ontology annotation, biological process: regulation of transcription by RNA polymerase II. Bases 129 to 2300 code for a protein of 723 amino acids. The transcript is spliced from 6 exons. Gene Ontology annotation, molecular function: RNA polymerase II transcription regulatory region sequence-specific DNA binding; DNA-binding transcription factor activity, RNA polymerase II-specific. Gene Ontology annotation, cellular component: nucleus. NCBI's taxonomy places the organism in Eukaryota, Metazoa, Chordata, Mammalia, Rodentia, Sciuridae.
AUCCAGAUACUCGAAUCCCUUGUGGGCCCUCCAGAAUCCUAGAGUGAACUUGGAAGUCCAUGACUGUUUCCGGGGGGAGUUGAAAUAAAGACGCUCACUUCCGGCGGAGGGAGGUGUUUUGAUCCGGGAUGGAGGAGGAGGGAGCGGUUCUCUCGAGGGGAAAGACUCUGCAGCCGGUUCCGGAGCCGUCCCUGGACCCCGAAUCGGGAUGGAGACCAUCUGGAGAAAAUUGUGCUCAGUGCCACAAAGACUACCCGUCUUGGCCGAGCAAGGCCAUUCUCGCUCUGAAGAGCCUUCCCUGGGGCUUGGCCGUGGGUCCCUCACUCGCCAAGGAACAGCGUUUGGGGGUCUGGUGUGUCGGGGAACCCCUACAGCCGGGACUGCACUGGGGGCCGCUGGAAGAAGAGUCUGUCUCCGAGAAGGGCGAGGAAGUGAAACGACAGCAGGAGAAGGACCUGUCACUGGACCCAUGGGGGGCAGUGUGUGUGUGUGAGCAGAGUUCAGGCUGGACCAGUUUGGUGCAGCGGGGCAAACUGGAGAGUGAGGGGAACGUGGCCCCAGUUCAGAUCAACGAGAGGCUUCACCUGCAGGUGUACCAGGUUGUGCUGCCAGGCUUUGAGCUGCUACUGUGGCCCCGGCCGCCUUCAAAGGGCCGAAGCCCCACACAGCCCAGACUAGAGGAGGAGGCAGCUGGAGACAUGGUGGCAGAAGUGGAGUCUGAUAUACAACAAGAAGUGGCCUCCCCUGCAGAGGAUGCAGCAGACUCUUGCACAGAUCUUGGCCAUCAGUCACCUCAUAGCAUCCAGGCAGAGAAUGUGGUGAGCUCUGAACCUAGGUCCAAAGCCCAGGAUCAGCCUUCCAAGAAUAGCCAGCCUCUUGGCCUGCUGCUUCAGGACGUCAGUGUGGAUGAGGAGUGCCUGCUCCAGGCGCGGAUGCCACCUGAACCUCAGAGCAGCUUGGCUGCCCAGCAGGGCACAGAGUGUGGCGAACCUGAACCUGAGAGAGGCUACACUGCCCAGAUGGACCCAAAGAACUGUGAAGCCGAUUCAUUACCUUCUGCCAGGGGCACCGAGCUGCGUGCCUGUCUGGCCAAGAAGUUAUGUGGCCCCAGUGAUCAGUGCCCACCCCGAGCAAAGACCGCAGAGCCCGGGGCCCAGCAUUUUCCUACGCUCUUACGGAGCCCUCCUGGCCCCGCUGGAAACUCCCCAAAGCAGGGGCGACGGUACCGGUGUGGGGAGUGUGGAAAGGCAUUCCUGCAGCUGUGCCAUCUGAAGAAGCACGCGUUCGUGCACACAGGCCACAAGCCCUUCCUGUGUACUGAAUGUGGCAAGAGCUACAGUUCAGAGGAAAGCUUCAAAGCCCAUGUGCUGGGCCACCGUGGAGUGCGACCCUUCCCCUGUCCGCAGUGUGACAAGGCCUAUGGCACUCGGCGAGACCUCAGAGAGCACCAGGUGGUACAUUCAGGUGCCCGGCCCUUUGCAUGUGACCAGUGUGGCAAGGCCUUUGCCCGCCGGCCAUCACUGCGACUGCAUCGCAAGACCCACCAGGUGCCAGCUGCCCCUGCCCCAUGCCCAUGCCCUGUAUGUGGGCGGCUCCUGGCCAAUCAGGGCUCCCUGCGGAACCACAUGAGGCUCCACACGGGGGAAAAGCCCUUCCUGUGCCCACACUGUGGCCGGGCGUUCCGCCAGCGGGGCAACCUGCAUGGGCACUUGCGGCUGCACACUGGGGAGCGCCCCUAUCGCUGCCCGCACUGUGCAGAUGCCUUCCCCCAGCUGCCUGAACUGCGGCGCCACCUCAUCUCCCACACUGGGGAGGCACACCUCUGCCCUGUGUGUGGCAAGGCCCUCCGAGACCCACAUACCCUUCGUGCUCAUGAGCGCCUGCACUCAGGGGAGAGGCCUUUCCCAUGUCCCCAGUGUGGCCGUGCUUACACGCUGGCCACCAAGCUGCGGCGCCACCUCAAAUCCCACCUGGCAGACAAGCCCUACCGCUGCCCCACCUGUGGCAUGGGCUACACCCUCCCCCAAAGCCUUAAGCGGCACCAACUUAGUCAUCAGCCUGGGCCACCCUCCAGUCCCCACUCUGUGCCUCCUGCUGCUUCUGAGCCCACCGUGGUGCUCUUGCAGACUGAGCCAGAGCUACUGGACACAUGCAGACCAAGUGAAGCAUCUCCAGCCAGGGAUGUUGUUGAGGUCACCAUUUCAGAGAGCCAGGGCCCUAACCCCAGCCUGGUGCUGAUCCAUAAGGACAUGGGCUUUAGUGCCUGGGCAGAGGUGGUGGAGGUAGAGACAGGUACCUGACAUUUGGGCCCUCUCCUGACAGCUCUCCAUAAAGUCUGUUUCUAUCUCUAUGCUUCUGCAUCUUCUUUCUUUUUGGGUUGCCUGGUAGGGACAGAAAUCUAGGAUGGCCCUUCCUGCUUAUGAACAGCUGAACUAUUUCAACACUGCCAGAUAAAACCUGGGUACAGAUCCUUUACUGACUUCCAGGAGAGCUUGCCCUGCCUCCUCCCCUAGGAACACCAGGGACAGUUGUUCUGUAAACCUCAUUGAAGUGACCCCACCCAGUGGGACAGUCAGUAGUUGGCAGUGCUCCUGACCCACUGGGUGUUUGCCAGGGUAGUUAUACCCAUCAAACUCCCUUAGGGACAAGCACUUCCAUUUGGAAUCAAUUCAUAUGGCUUCCAAGAGUUGAAAGAUAGCUCAGCUCGCAGCCCACACGUCACAUGUCUCUGUAGUUCAGUCUUUAGGUAAUUUUGACAGCUUUUCAUACCACCUAAGCCCUAAGUUGGUUAUUGUUCUGUGCUAAAGGACACCAAAUUGCUUGGGAGCCAACUAGGGCCAGAUUUGUGCCCUUCUAUGUACCUGACUCAGCCCGGUUGAGGGAAGGAGUAAGGAAUUAAGGUGUUUUCAUCUGCUGUGGGCUUGGACUGCAGUAGGUGCUGGGGACACAGCUAUGAACAAGACAGAGGAAAUGCCCUUUAGAGUUCACAAGCCACCACCAGGUCAGGGAUGGGGGCCAGCAAUCAUCAGGUAGGAGUUAAUGGGGGUAUCGCUGGGUGCUGUGGGUGUGUUUAUGGGACCAUUUUAGCCCAGCCUGAGGCACCAGGGCUAAGAAGGAACACUCCGCCCUUACUGUGAGUAUUUAACCCAUGAAGCAACUGUGACAGGUAGCAUCAUGAUUCUUGUUUUAUAGAUCAGGAACAAGUAAAAACCCCUUAAGGAUUCUGUCCCAAGAUCACAAAGUUUCUAGUGGUUGAGAUUCAUACCCACCUGGUCCUACCCAACUAGAGUUAGGCUUUUAACCCCCGCACUCCAGGGUCCCUCUGCUCACCCAUGACCUGGAUGAGUAGGUGUUUGGAGAAGGGGAUGCAAUCCUACAGUGAGGGGUCAGGGGUGGUCUCAGAAGACAAGUUAAGUAGAGACCUGAACAACCCAGGAGUGAGUCAAAUGGACAUUUAGGAGCAGCUGGAAUCCAAGCAGAGAGCACAGUGGAGUGAGGACAGGGGCCGUAUAGGCUGGGGUAGUUACUCUGGAGGAUAUGUUCUCUGGGAGGUCCAAGUGACAAUGAAAAGAACCAGUGGGUAAGGUACAAGCCUGGGAAGAAAAACUGGUUCAGAGGGAGAGGCAUGGGGUCACUAGCAAGUAGGUGGUCACUGAAGCUGUGGGAACAGAAGAUCCAGAGGUGGGGAGCGGGCACAGGCCCAAAGUCAACAUGGCCCAGCCCAUCAGGAAGAAGGCUCAUGAGGGGAGCCUGAAGAUUAGCUAAGGGCACAGUGCUUCAACAAGGAGGAAGUGGUCAGCAAUGCUGCUGCUGCUGGAAGGGCUGAGAUUUGUGGACAUCGCCAGGGAGCUGAGAGUAUUUGGAAGCCACAUUGACUUGCUUUGCUCUGGGGAACAGUGGGAGGCAAGACAGGAAUCAUAAACUUUCUUUUUUGCACGUGUAUUACUGGCAUUUGAACCCAGAAGAACUCCGCUGAGAUACAAGCCUGGCCCUUUAAAAUUUUUUUGAGACCUGGCCUUCCUAUGUUGCGGAGGCUGGCCUUGAACUGGGAAUCCUCCUGCCUCAGCCUCCUGAGUAGCUGAGAUUACAGGUGUACACCACUGCAUGCCCUAUUGGGAAGCACAUAUGUUCUUCUUUCAUCUUUCUACUGUCCUACAAAAUAGUGUUGCGAUCUCUGAUUCACAGAUGAAACUGACAUUCAAAGAGGGUGAGUAACAGGCCAAGGUUACAUGAUCGAUAAGAGGUGCAGCCAGGAUUCAAAUGUGGAUUAUUCUGUGGCUUCCCAGAACUUAAUUGCAAUGCCAUAACCAGCCCCAUGUCUUCCAGUUUGCCAUUGACAUUAACCCAGGUCCCACCCAAUCUGAGUAACUUUUUGGCAAAGCAUAAAUCUGAAAUUGU